Messenger RNA from Fusarium redolens, 866 nucleotides. RefSeq lists its product as uncharacterized. NCBI's taxonomy places the organism in Eukaryota, Fungi, Ascomycota, Sordariomycetes, Hypocreales, Nectriaceae. The transcript has a single exon. The record is from RefSeq and is a predicted model, not a curated record. Bases 162 to 788 code for a protein of 208 amino acids.
UUAUUUCUGGUCGCUAGAACAGUGUCAUAAAGCUUUUGAAGAUGGCGAUUAGAUGAGGCGUAUAUCUGGUAUAAAAUAAGCCAAGCCGUCGGGACUUGGGAGUUGCUACAAGAUCAUCCAACUUUGACCGGCUCAUUCAUCUGGACUAAUUUUCAACAUAUAUGAAGCCUCUUUCUAGGUCGGUACGACAGUUUCCAGAAGACAAACCCGAUCAAGCCAUCAUGCCUUCCAGCAACGAUUGGAAUCAAACAGGACCAGGUAGACGAUAUCGGCCUAAACCAUUCGAUUUCAGUUACAUCCUAAGCCCGUACCCUCCAGUUGACAGCCAUCUAGCUAAUUCACUUGACAAUCUAUCCCUCGCGGAUGACAUGAUCACCGAAACCACCAGUCAAGAUGCUGGUCUCGCCGAUGAGCCUGUGAUAUGUUCCAGACGCUCGUGCCGCAAUCCAGCCCGAACAAAUCACAAGCAAUGCGGCAACUGCAUAGAUAAACACGCGGCUCAAAAAAGAGCUCGUGUUCAACAACGUCGGAACCAGGGCAUCAAAGAUCCGAUCACUGGCGAGAUAACCAAACGAUGCGCCGAUUGUGGCGUACCAGCUGUCAAGUACAGAUGUGGCCGUUGCGGUAAGAAGAAAAAUGCUUCGAACCAGGCCGUCUAUUCUAAACGGCGUGGGAAGGGUGUAUGUACGAGGUGCGGCAGGGAGAGGGACAGAGCGGGGUCCUGUUGCAAAAGGUGUCUGAAUGGUGAGAAAUCUCGCUACAACCAGAACAGGAAAUCGACAGGGUAAAGAAUAGGCUGUUGGAACAAUUAAAGUCACUACUGUGUAUAGACAGUAGGUUCUAGAGCUAGAAAUAUCAGUUCUGAA